Molecule: messenger RNA, 1599 nt
Organism: Paramuricea clavata
Lineage: Eukaryota; Metazoa; Cnidaria; Anthozoa; Malacalcyonacea; Plexauridae
Source: the annotation of a GenBank genome assembly
AUGGCUGUGUUCGCAUUGUUCUGGCUACCUGGUCAGGUGAUGGCUUUCUUACUGGAGUUUAAAAAUGAAAAUGAAUUCAUUCUAACUUACGGCUCGGAUAUUGGCUACCUCUUUGUAUUUACAAACUGUGUAAUGAAUCCUUUAAUAUUCGCUUACUUUAGCCAAUGCCAUAAAAAAAUUCCAGUUUUUCGGAAACUAACAGCAAGUUCGAUUAAUCCAACGCUUGCUUGCGAGCUUGGCAACUCCACAUUCAGGCGAGAAUCUGAGAGACGUGAUUCGAACCAACAAAGACGAGGGUCGCUACCGGGGAAUAUAAAACGCGUCCCUCUAGCGAGAACGUUAAAACGGCCUUCGCUGCCUGCCAUCCUACAGUGCGAAAGCAUCACUGAAGUGCAAAGGGAAGACUUACUACAAGCAGGAAGAAAUACAGAUUUCGUAACUGCGAAAAGAAAUAGUAGCGUACUUCCACAAAAGAAACAGCUACCAGUACUGGCAGAAAUGCAAACCUCAGACACAAUUUCUUUAAUAAUGCAAACCAACUAUUUGCCGCAAGAACAUCAAAACGGCGAAUUGCGUCACAGUAUUGAAAACAAUGACCCGACGCAAAAACGCGGCUCAAUUCCAGGCUCGCGCAAGAAGCUCUCGUUCUCAUUAACGUCACUAACAACUCCAAACAACAAUUCUAUUCCAAACCUCCUAAAACAACCCAAAGCACAAACUGAUGAUUUUCCUAAAGAAUGGUACGAACGUCCACAAAAGCGUUCUUCGUUUUCAAUUCUCAAAAAACGAGAUUCGAUUACAGGGGCGCAGCGUGACUCGGUUCGUAGCAUCCAUUCUGAGAAAAAUGGUGACGUAGAUGCUGGAAAUAGAGUGAUGAGAAAUUUCUUGGAAAUUAUAAAAACAAUGAAGGAAGACGUUUUGAGGAAAUACCUCGACGCGACACCAGAAACUGUGUUAAACUAACCUAUGAAUAAGCUCUUCAAACUUGUUUGCCAACCAGGAGUCGCAAAGAAACAUCCCAUGUACGAAAUUCAUGUAUUAAUGCACCAAUUCGUUAAGCAAAUAUUCUAAGACAAUUAAGAAACCAACUAUGACACACACAAUGUUGUGGGUUGUUGAGGAGAAAGGCUCCGAUUAUACUUUAAACUGUGACCAAAGUGUCACCCCACAGACUCACUAUUACAGCAAUAUGAUUGUGAUAUAAUUAUAUGUCCUCAGGGGGUCGUGGUUCCCCCAUGUUGGACUUUACCCAAGGGGUAGUAGCUCCCCAGAUGGGCAUUCUAAAUGUCCAAGGGGUAGUGGAUCCCUGUGAUGGUCAUUGUUUACUUUAAAAUACACUGUAUAAUACAUUGACUUGUGUGAGUCUAUGGGGUUGAGGGUGGCCUUUGGGAGCACGCGAUCCCCAACAACCAAAUUUUAACAUGCAGGAAUCACAAAAGAAACAUUCCAUGUACGAAAUUCAUGUAUUUGUAACUAUAUAAAUCACUGUACAAAAUUACAUUACGGACACGUAAUGAGAUUUAUAAGAUGAAGACAUGGAGGGAAUGUUGGAAGAGCUAAUGAUAAUUUUUUAUUAGUCUUCCUCCAACAUGGACGUCA